AUGGAAAAAACAGUGCUGUCGUUGCGGCUCUGCCCGUCGGAGGUGCGCUUCGCCAACGUGCAAGUCGGUAUGAUCUAUAGCACUGAAAUCAAGGUGCAGAACGUCGGUCGCAGCAACAAGAAGAUCCGCUUCCUGGGGCCCCAGGACUCGCAGUUCAAGUUGGACAGGAACACUAAAGAAAUAGCAAUUGCUACUGGACUUCAUGUGACAGCCACUGUGACUUAUCAGCCUGUUAAAGAAGAAGACAGUUUUGACAAAAUAUGUAUUUUAGUAGGAAGAAGAAAAAUAACAAUUCCACUGAUUGGGUUGAUUCCAUGCUGUCAUUUGGAAAUUGAGUCAAAAGUUAAUUUUGGCACAAUCACAGCUAAUGGUAAAGCAAUUUGUAAAUCGAUUAACAUUAUUAACCACGGAACAAUUCCAGGUUCAUUUGACAUAGAUUAUAAAGGGAAGUUACCUAUCACUAUACAACCAACUAAUGGAAUUGUGGACCCUAAAUCAUCAAAGAAUAUUAAAGUUUAUGUAUGUACAGAUAAGCCCAGAAUUGUUAGUGAAUUGGCAAAAGUAAGUUUGCAGGGUGGCGAAGACACAUUUUUACAGAUUGAAGCCUGUGUUGUCCAGCAAAUUAUUGAACUGUUAGAUGUUUAUGGGGAAAAAAGUUUGAAGUGUAUACAAUUUGGAAGUGUCUUCUUUGGAACAUCAAAGAUUGAGCAUGCAGUUCUGUAUAAUAACAGUCCUGAACAUAUGAGUUGGGUGGCAGUGAUGGAGCAUGAAGCAGUUGGAGAAGAAUUGGGUACAAACCUUCAGCAAAGAAUAGAUGGCGCUUUACAUGAUUUAAACUACAUAAGCAAAAUGAGAAACAUAGAUGUUACCACUUUUAUUUCUUGUAUUCCCAAUGAAGGAACUUUAUUACCUUAUCAAAAGAUAGUAAUUACAUUUUGCUUUAGUCCAAAACUAUAUGAUAAUGAUAAAAAGCAUGCUGACUUAUCCCACAAACAAGACUAUGCUCUGUUUUUGAGAUUCGAGUCAAUAGAGAGUAAAGAUACUUUUUCAAAAGCUGAAGAAGAUGCUACUGAAAGUCAUCAUUUUCACAAAGUGGAGUUAGCACUGACAGGUUCAGGACUCCCUGUCUUAUUAAGUUUUGUACCAGGAAAAGUCCUUCAUUUCACACCUUGUUUUAUGGGUCAACGUUCAGAGAUUUUGUGCAGCAUACAAAAUCAUUCCAAAUCACUUCCUGUAGUAUUCAGCUUCCACAAAGUAGCUCAUUUUAGAACUACUCCAGAGAAAGGAAAGAUACAUGAAGAAAGUAUUCAGAAUGUGCUCUUUUCAUUUGUGCCACAUCAACUAGGCACAUUUAAAGUAAAGCAAUUCAUGGAUAUACUUGGUUUUGUGGCAGAAGAUGGUUUACAUGUGCAAGUGAAACCUUUUCACCAAAUAGAGUUAAGUUUUACUAGUAUCUGCAAACCUACAACCAAGAGAAUUGAGAUGAAAAUCAUUCCCGGUCUAACACCUCUGAUUACUAAUGCCACUGGACAGUAUGUUGUUGAUGAAACAGGAGAGUACAAAAACUUUGCACCAGUAGCAAUGCUGAAAUCAAAAUUGACAUCCAUCCAUGAUCACCACUUAAGUGCACCCUUGGGGAAUGAUGUACUGGUUGCCUUUCCUAAUGACCGAUGUGCUAGCCUCAGGUCUGGAGAUCCACGUGUCGAAAUCAGGACCAUUUUCACGAAAGUUGCGAGAUGCAAUUAUGUGGAUCCCGAAUUUGCAUAUACUAAAGAGGAAGAAAUACAAAUACAAGAAAAUAAAGACUACUAUGCUAACUUCACUUUGAAAUUGGCAAAGUGUAGAAUGCAGAGGAAGUCAGAAAGGGCAUUUAAACUCUCAGAUAAUGAGAUAGAUAUUGGCAUGAAACCAGGAGAAGGAUUGAAGUCACCUCACCUAUCAGUUUCACAAAUAUUUGAAGAGAUGACUGAACCUAUAAAAUUGCCUCGAAAAGACAAUUUCCUUCUAAGUACUCGAAAUUUGGCAGCAAAAGAGACAGAAUCUCUGCAAGAAAAUGUUAUUAAUGUAGUUAAUCACAACCCAUCCACUCCACAAGCAAAAGAAGAUUGUAACUUAAUUUUGACACCAAAGCAACUUCAUCAAGUAGUAAUUGGUCCAUCUGUCCUUGACUUUGGUGAGAUCUGUGUGAAUUAUGUAUGUGCUAAACAAGUGCGUGUUAUCAAUAAUCUGCCACUGCAUGUUUUGGUGCGGUUAGAAAUUGAGCAUGAAGAACUAAAGAGGACGAAUCCAUUGUCUUUUGUGGUUCCACCUGCAUCAAAUAUAUGCAUUCCAAUAGUGUUUGAGACGACCACCCUGGGGUCGUUUUGGAAGUCUUUCAGUUUCACAAUAAACAGCAUUCCUGGUGGAAAUAUCCUAGUGAAGGCAGUAGUGAUGCCCGUGGCUCUUGAGUUAUCAACUAAAGAACUGGUUCUAAAACCUACUCGAGGCUUCUUGGUGAAAACAGGAUAUAGGGGGACAGUCAGAUUAUAUAAUCCCCGAAACUGUGCAGCUAGAUUUAAAUGGCAACCAUUGAUCCUAAAUAAUGGGAUUGCAUUUUCUAUAUGUCCAGCUAAAGGUACUGUAGAAGGAUACUCAGCACUGGAUUGUGAAGUGAGUUGGCAACCGAGUUACAGAUCUCCAGAAAGAGGCCACUUCAACCUUGAAGUGUAUGAUGGAAACACAGUGAGGCUAGACUGUGCAGUGAAGAUUGGUCCUGCCAAAGUUGUGCUAUUGGCUCAUCAUGUGCUCUUUGAGAAUUGCCCUCAAGGUUUAACAACAUUGAAGAAAACAGUUCUUCAAAAUGUUGGUCUACAUCAUGCUUACUUCAAGAUUUGUGACCAAGAGCUUCUGCCUUUCAUUAAGAUCACUCCAUCUCAUGGCAUAAUACCUGUAGGGGGUUUAACUCCUCUCCAUAUCACUUGUACACCAUAUUUUUCAGAGAGAUUUGAUACCAAAGCAAAGGUAAUAAUACGCCAUGGAAAUGAAUUAGACCUUAGGAUUGGUGGCUCUAUAGAAAUUGCUGAUGUAGUUAUUAGCCUGAGUUUAAUAAACUUCGAAGGAGUUUAUGUUGGCUCUACAAAGGUUAUUCCAUUUUUACUAAGUAACAAUGGUACAACACGUGCCCGAGUGGAAUUUGAUUUAUCAAAUUAUAAAGAUUUUACAUUGGAAUUUAAAGACCAUGAAGUUUUCAGAGACCCUAUACUUCCUUAUUCAUAUGCUGUGGAAUUAGAAGAAAAGACAUCGUUGGAAUGUGGGCUGGCAUUUUCUCCCAAAGAAGUGGCAGCAUAUGACUUCAGUCUUCCAAUUAGUGUUAAUUUCACUGAUUCGUCAACACUCUCCUAUCUUUGGUCUACAACACAGUCUUUUGAUACUCAAUGCUCUGCUUCUUUAGUCCCGUUAAUAGCUCCAUUGGUACCACCCUGUAGUGUCAAAGCAAUUGUAUUACAGCCACCACUGAAAUUAUCCAAUACAGAAUUUUCCUUUGAAGUUCCUUUAAGUAAUGUGACAUUGGAUUUUUGUAAUGAAAACCAGAAUGAUCAGGUUCUUGACCUGACUAGCACAUCAAAACAAGAGAUAUCUUGGACUUUGGACAUCAAUUACGCAGGCAAAAGAGUAAAAGAUGGCACUUUUUCAUUCAGUGUACUUUCUGGUUCUCUUGCACCCGGUGAAACAAGUAGCAUUUUUGUAAAUUUCUGUUCAAUGUGUCCUGGAACAUAUACUGCUGAAGUUCCUCUUCAUCUGAAGGAUGAUCCUGUUUGCUACCGAUUGUUAACACUAACAGGAACUGUGAGAGCACCCAAGUUAACUUUUGACCCUCCAUUUGUGUUUUUGACUCCUGUUCCUUUGGGUGUGAAAACUGAGGUGGAUAUCAACAUUAUUCCCCAAAACUAUUUCAGGAAAUCAGCAGUAUAUGCCCGAGUUCCAACAAUUAAGCUUUAUGAUGGUGUUAUGAUAGAUGUCCUUUCUGUGGAUUUUCCAAAUGGCAAAUAUAUUGAAGUCUCACCAGAUGGAAUAAAUACAGGACUAAUUUCUCACAUCAGUUUUAAAUCAAUGAAGCCAGUGUCUUUUUCGGCUGAUGUGCUAUUUUUCGAUGAAGAAAAUAAUUGGUUUGCAAUGCAAAUUACUGCAGUAGCAGAAAAUUGUAUUCUUACUAUUUAUCCAUACUUGGCAUAUCACAUUGAUGAUCAAAAAAUUAUGUUGAAGGAAGGUAUUGAUCUGGUAUGUGAAAAUUUACCAUCACAAGGAAGUGAAAAACCAAAGACAGAAGAAAAUGAAUAUGUGAGUGUGAAACAGGGACAAUAUUUUUUUCCUGAUGAAGACAAAAAGGAAUAUCCAUUUUUUGAGAAAGUUGUAACUGCAGUUCAGACAUGGUUUAGUCUCUUUGGUUGGUCUCAAGGACUCAAUCCAAUUUCUGUUCCAGAGAGCAUAAGAAGGGAUGUGUCUAAAGGAGAGUUAUCAGCUUCAAAAAACAAACAAAUCAAUUCAAAUAAUGACUUUGCCAGAUAUAAUAAAACCAUAUAUGACAUGUUAUUCUACUUGAAUGGACAGAUGUUACCUGGAGUUGCAACAACUCAGACAUUACCUGUUGAUGAUACUGAGAGAGUGAUCCACCUCCAUUGGCUACAUUCUACACUUCUCACCUUCCUCAAAACUCAAGGAGCAUGCCUUCCUUAUAUACUUCCUGAAUUUCUACUUGAACCAGAAGAUUACAAGAGAUGGAUUACAAUGAAAGCUGCCAGUAAAGGGGAAUCUGAGAAAACCCAAAUGCCUACAAAGCAUACUUUGAUCAUAGAGGACUCUAAGUUUGAAGCUAUGAGUAAACGUGUCUGGACAGAUGUGUUACUUCAGACAUACAAGGUGCUUGUUCUUUCUCGGAUAGUACCAUUGAGUAGCAGUAAGAUGCCUGCCAUAAACAUUCAGAAUACUCCAAGGAUCGACCCACACUUUUUGUCUAGUAACAUAUACUCAAAACCUGAAAGGACUCUGCUGAGUUGGAUGAAUACAAAUUAUGAGAGUACCAGAUGCAAGAUAUGGAAAAACUGUGAUAAAGGUCUUCCUCCCUUUGAGAAAUGGAUAGUAAAUUUUGAUAAUGAUCUUUUCGAUGGCCUCGUUUUAGCAGCACAGGUGGCAGCUUACUGUCCAUUUUUGAUACCAACCCAUUUUGUAGACAUGUAUACCUCUCCACACAGUCCUGAACAGCGCUUUCACAAUUGUUUGAUUGUUGUGAAUGCUCUACGUGAAGUUGAUUUAAAUAUAGAUAUACAGGCCAUUGAUAUUUGUGAUCCAAAUCCAGUCCUGAUGCUCAUGUUUUGUGUCUAUCUGUAUGAAAACCUGCCGUCUUACUUACCUACUAAGACUGUUCAGUUUCUCUGUUCUCUGCACACCACUGUUGUCAGACAGAUUCUUCUGAAAAAUACAAGCUCUAAAAAUUUAGUAUAUAAUGCUAGAAUUAUAGGCUGGGAUGCAGUGGAUUUUUCAUUGCCUAAAGAAUAUAAGAAUGUUAUAACUAUUACUUCAAGAGAUCAAGUUUAUAUUAAUGUGGCAUUUACUAGUCGCUUUCUACAUUCUGCUGAAGCUAUACUGAUGUUAAUUUCUAAAACUAAGAGUGGCAGGAGAGGUAUUACAAUGACUUUUGCUCUUAAGGCUGAAGUCACUAAUUUUAAAGCCAUGGAAAUUGUAAGCUGCAAAACCCCAUGUUAUGAAUGGAAAGAAGUUACUGUUGGUAUUAAAAAUCCUUUUCAAACUGAUGGAGAAUUCAGUGUUAAUUUGUUGGAGUCCUCAACUUUUGUACAUCAGACAACAAAGUUAAAUGAAUUAAAUGAAUCGACAAAAAUUGAAAACUCUCGUUGUGUAAUAGACUCAAUGAACACUAAAAGUGAAAAUUGUGAAUUUCUUGGCCAAGGAAACGUCCUAAAAACAUCAAUUAAAAGCAGUUUCAUGAAAGAAUUCUUCUGUAAGGUGGAGUCUAUCUAUCUAGAAGCUAAAGGGACUGCAAGUCUAAAUCUUCAUUUUCUUCCAUUUGAUCUCAAUAAGCGGUAUUGUGUUAUCAUAUUCAGCAAUACUAAGAUUGGAGAAUUUGUAUACAUUGUGGAAGGGACAAGUGCUGUUCCUUUGCCUUCCAGAUUCCUCCCAAUAGAUAAUCCAAAUAUUUUGAAUUACAACCACCCUCCUGACGAAGAUUUAGGCAAGGAUGAUCCAAUUCUACAUUUGAAAUGUGAUCUCAAUAACAUCUUGGAAUUAGAACUCAAGGUGCCACUGGUUAAUGAAGCCAGGGCAAAGGCCCUAGAUUUUUCAGCGCAUCAGCAGAUGUCAUCCCUUGAGUAUGAACGAAGGAAAAUCACGGGAACUCUCGACAGUAGUAGUGUACGAGCUGCAAUUGCUCUCUUAGGACUAACAAAACUUGAGACUCGUAUGCUUUUUAACAAUGCAAAGUCUAAUUCCACUUUAUAUACCACGGAAUUAAGCCUUCCAGAACACUUUGAUAUCCCCAAGAAAAUCUACAUUCCUUCUAUUCCACAAAGCAAACUUAAAGCAAUGAGUAUGGAAGAUGCCCAAACAAUACAACAAGCAGACCAUGUUUUACUUCCUUUAAGAUUUAUUCCUCUCACUGCUGGACGAUAUCCUUGUUUUAUUUUGCUGAAGUCAUCCCAUGAUAUUCGGCUCUUUUCCAUUGAGUGUGUAGUGAAUUCUGACUUUCCAGAGGCCAAAUUUCAAUUUGAAACUCCAGCAUUUGAACCACUGACUCAGGAUAUUCCAAUAAGUAAUCAAACAGUGACUGAAUGGAAAUGCAUAGUGACUAUAGAAGGAGAUUGGUUUUAUGGACCUUCUGUUUUAUAUGUGAAAUCAGGAGAAACUGCUCAAUAUCCACUGACAUUCAAACCUAUCAUGGAAUGUGAGGUUACGGGCACACUCAAACUACGGAAUGAAACAGAUGGUAUUGAGCAAGUCUUUGAACUAAAAGGGAUUGGGAAAAAACCUCUGCCCCUGGAUCAUGCUGUGAUAGAUUGUGAAGUGGGAAAAAUGACCACGAAGACCAUGAUUGUGCCCAAUUAUACAAAGGACAUGAUGACAUAUAGGGUAACUUCAGAUCUUCCAAUGGUGUGGGGAUGUCCAAGUAUUACUAUAGAGCCUGAUAAUAUGAUUUCUUAUGUUCUACACAUAUGCCCAUGGAAACGAGGCACAUUUAAAGGUGCAGUUUCAUUUGUUGCUGAAGAAACAAAACAGAAUGAUUCAGAGGAGAUAAGUAGUGAACAGUCCCUUCAGAAAUGGUUAUUAGAGGCAUCACAAAGUCUGGAUAACAAAGGAAGUGUUUCACAUGUAAAAGUCUGGUUUUUCCUAGAAAUUAAUAGCUUCCCUGCACCACCUGUAGAUACUAUUGAACUGACUUGUGCCACCUUGGACACUAUUGGAAUUGAAAUAUCUAUUAGUAAUCCUAAACAAAGAGAGCUCCAUUUAGAUGUGAUAUUAACAGACAUUUCCCUCAGUGGAGAGACCCCACUUACUCUGGAACCAAAUGAAAAAAUAACCUAUACAGUCAAAUAUUCUCCGAUGAUUAUAGGCUGUGCAAAUGAAAGUGUUGUUUUCCAGCCUCGAGCAGGUAUAGAGUUCUGGUAUUUACUGAAAUUAACUGCUGAAAGGCCAAGACCCACUACAAUGCCAGAAAUACAAUGUGACCUUGGAAAGAAAGUCCGUCAGAUUAUCCCUUUAGUUAAUUCUACACGUGAAACCCUGGAAUUGACAAUUACCAACAAUAAUCCUGUUAAUUUUUUUUUGGAUCCAAACAAAAAAGCAAUACUGAUUGUACCUCCUUAUUCCACUACUGAAGUACCUGUGCAUUUUUAUCCUUCUGCCCUUGGAAGAGGGAAACAGCAAGCUUCAAUCAUCUUCCACUGUAGACAGCUUGAAGAAUGGAUAUUUUAUCUGUCUGGAAUAGGCCUCAUUCCUCUACCUUUGGAACCAGUGACCAUAUGUACAUGUAUUGGUCGGCAUUUGUCUGUAAUUAUACCUUUCCGGAACCCCACUACUGAGCAUGUUCUUGUUGAUAUCCUAUUGACAGGUAAAUUCAGCAACCCUAAGCUUCCUGCCUCUUCUAUGGAUUUCAGUAUGACUAAGUACACUGGUUUCAGUUUUACUCUUAAGCAAACACAAGGAAUACCAUUACCUCCAAAAGGAAAGUUGGAUAUCCCUGUGUUAUUUGUACCUUAUAUUAUGAAAUUAUAUGAAGCAAUGAUGACUGUCGAGGUGGUGAGGAGAAAUGGUGAAUAUUGGCCUUACGAUAAAGCUGAUAACUUGGGCCCAGGUCUGGAAAGCACAACAAGAACAGAAAAUGGAGACAUCUGCAGUAUAUGUUGGAAGUACCCCAUACAAGGAAUCCCAGAAGCACCACUUCCCAAAACACACCAAGCUAGUAUAAGCAGUCAAGCCAGGAAUCGAGUGGAAGAGACAAUACACGUACUUCUAACUAGUGUAGUUUUUGAAUCACCAGAACAACGAGAAUUAGUGGUGAUUCCCAAAAAACCACUUGUGGAAGAUGAUCAGAAGCAGGAAUCAGUAAAUGAUGAUUUGCCUGAAGUGCAUGAAUUUCAGUAUGAAAUUCAAUUUGAAUCUGAUCUCAUGAAAUCUAACUUGGAAUCAUGUGUUGCCUUAUAUCUGACCAGUAAAGAACGAAAUAUAGAAAAUGGGGUUAUAUCACUAGUCUUCAAUAUAAUCUUUGCACCAAAGAAACCAAUGAGAUCUGUAAUCACAUUGGCGGUUCAUUGCAACACAGAUGGGAUAUGGAAGUUUCCAAUAACUCUGAUUGCCACUGAGCCGGAAGUGGAUGAUGUUAUCAAUAUUGAAGGGAUUGGCUUGUUCAAGGAAUCUACUGUUGCCUUUAGGCUGACAAGUCAGACACGGUCCCCAGAGUCAUUCACUGCAUACUUCCUCCCAGGCAGCGAUCAGGAGUUUUUUGUAAAACCUCAGAUGGGAGAACUUCUUCCAGUUCACACUGCUGGAACACUUAUCAGGGUUGGAUUCAAGCCACGAAUGUACAGCAGGAAGCAUCAGGCAACAUUAGUAAUACAGACAGAAAAUAUCUACUGGAUGUAUCAGAUCAAUGGGCUGCCACCAAACACAGUACCACCAACAAAUGUACCAGCUAGAAUUGAUUGCAUUAAUAAGAACCUGAGAACCAUCCCAGUUCAUCAGCGCAACUUCCUCCAGGAAAACACUAAACUAAUCACCACAGGGGUGUCCUCAACCAUCAAAGGUGCUCCUUUGGUCUUAAGAAAAAAUAAAUAAAAUUUUUAAUGUAUAAUUUGCCUUCAAAAGCAAUUAUGAUAUUCCAUCAUUUUGUUUAUUCAUUUGAAUACCUCCAGGGGAUGAUAGAGAUGAUAUAGCAUAGUUAAAUACCUUCUAUACGUUUGCUUUCAUUUUAAAUGGUGAAAACAAUAACAAAAGCACUGUUCUUCUAAUAUAUGUUUCUUAGGUAGGUUGCCAUGUGCAUAUUAUGAAAUUGACUUCAAAUCCCUAAAUAUAAGCAUUUGCUAACUUUUAAAAAUACAGGAAUACAUUUAUAGCCAAAAUGAAAAUGAGUUUCAGUGAAAAAGCUGUUUCUCAUACUUAUGUUGCUUUAAAACCUCAAUUUCUCAUAUUGAUGUAGCUUAU
Vombatus ursinus (common wombat) is the source of this 9684-nucleotide messenger RNA. It is a transcript of the gene CFAP47, whose product is annotated as cilia and flagella associated protein 47. NCBI's taxonomy places the organism in Eukaryota, Metazoa, Chordata, Mammalia, Diprotodontia, Vombatidae. Gene Ontology annotation, molecular function: protein binding. The coding region runs from base 1 to 9318 and encodes 3105 amino acids. The transcript is spliced from 63 exons. The record is from RefSeq and is a predicted model, not a curated record.